This is a messenger RNA of Bipolaris zeicola 26-R-13, 1308 nucleotides long. RefSeq names its product glycoside hydrolase family 64 protein. The transcript has a single exon. Bases 1 to 1308 code for a protein of 435 amino acids. Lineage: Eukaryota; Fungi; Ascomycota; Dothideomycetes; Pleosporales; Pleosporaceae. The record is from RefSeq and is a predicted model, not a curated record.
AUGAAGGCGUUCAAGAGUUUCUUGAACAAACGUCGCCAGAGCUUCCAGAACCGCAAAUCGAAACCGGCAGAACAACCUUCCGCCCCUGCCAAAGCCGACAGUCUCAUCGAGACGUCAGCACCAGCGCCAGCGCCGGCGUCCCAGGCCAAUGGUGACCAACAACAAGUGUUAGCUGAAGCUGCCCCCGGAACCCUUCAGCUCGCACUCCAGAACAAGUCUAGCUCCAGCACAGUAUAUGCAUACAUCACUGGCCUCGCCCUCGAGCGGGGAAACACGCCGAUUUUUAUCCAGUCAGACGGCCAGACUGUGUACUAUCCCGUAGGGCCCAGUGAGAUCCUGCAACCACUCCAGGCUGACGUCGCCAUUCCGCUCGGUAACCCCGGGAAUACUGUUAAUGUCAGAAUACCAAAGAUUGCUGGUGGUCGCAUCUGGUUCAGCAUCGGUGCGAAGCUCACCUUCCGGCUCAACCCCGGCCCUGCUGUCGUCGAGCCCAGCGUAACCAACCCUAGUGAUCCAAACUUCAACAUCGACUGGACCUUCUGCGAAUUUACCUACAACGAUGCACAGCUUUUUGCUAACAUCAGUUAUGUCGACUUUGUCAGCAUCCCAGUUGCGAUGAGCCUUACCAACACCCAAGGUCAGACGCAGAGCGUACCAGGCAUGGGCCCUGAUGGACCGAAAGUGUUGCAGGACAGACUACGCGCCCAAGCAAAAAGUGAUGGGCGCCCUUGGGACAAGUUGAUUUACGAGAAUAAUGGCCGUGCAUUGCGAGUUCUGAGUCCGAACAACCUACUUGUCGGCAAUGCGGAUGCGUGGGGUAAUUACUGGGAUGGCUACGUCCAAGCAGUGUGGAACAAGUUCCGCAAUGAAGAUAUGAUCAUCAACACACAAGCUGCUGCUGGUAACCUGCGAGGUCGCGUCCAGGGCAACGAGCUUCAGCUUGGCGAGGCGGGUUCUUUCACUGCGCCGACAGCAAGAGACAUUUUUACUUGCAGCACUGGACCUUUCCAAACCGGUUCCAACCAGGCUCGCAAUGCAGUCAUUCCUCGUCUUGCAGCUGCCUUCAACAGAAGUAUUCUACUCAACACACCUGGCAAUCAAUUUCCUAAUGGCAGCAACCCAAGCCAAUACUACAAAGACCCGACGACGAACCACUACUCACGCAUUUUGCACGAGAUUCAGAAGGAUGGACGCGGUUACGCUUUCCCCUACGAUGAUGUAGUCCCAGACGGUGGUCAGGAUGUUGCAGGAACCAUCUUUGAUGGAAGCCCGCAGCUGUUUACAAUUGCUGUAGGCGGUAAUCAGUAG